Messenger RNA from Gastrolobium bilobum, 1197 nucleotides. RefSeq lists its product as uncharacterized. The record is from RefSeq and is a predicted model, not a curated record. The coding region runs from base 1 to 1197 and encodes 398 amino acids. The transcript is spliced from 3 exons. Lineage: Eukaryota; Viridiplantae; Streptophyta; Magnoliopsida; Fabales; Fabaceae.
AUGAUUCUGCCUCCUGGAGUCAGUAGCAACAAAUCCAAUCACAUAUGCAAGCUCAACAAAUCUUUAUAUGGCCUUAAACAGGCUAGUAGACAAUGGAAUGCCAAGUUGCUUUCAUCUCUAUUCACUCUUGGCUAUCAUCAAUCUGCAGCAGAUUCAUCUCUAUUAAUCAGGUCCUCUUCUCAUUCUUUCACAUCAUUAUUGAUUUAUGUUGAUGAUAUUGUACUCACUGGGAAUGAUAUCCAAGAAAUUGAUCGAGUAAAACAUCAUCUUGAUGCUGCCUUUCGAAUAAAAGAUCUGGGCCAUCUCAGAUUCUUCCUUGGUUUUGAGGUUGCUAUAUCCUCAUCAGGCUUGAUUAUUAAUCAAAGGAAAUACGCAUUGGAACUUAUUGCUGAUGCUGGUCUCCUUGCUUCUAAGCCAGCUUCCACUCCUAUGGAUCCCUCAGUGAAGCUACAGAAAGAGCAUGGUAAUCCUUACUCAGACAUUGCUGCAUAUCGAAGAUUGGUUGGCAGAUUAUUGUAUCUCACCAAUACUAGACCCGAUAUAAAUUUUGUUGUUCAACAGCUUACUCAGUUUGUAGCUAAGCCUAUAGAGACUCACUAUCAGGCUGUUGUUCGAAUCCUAAGAUAUCUCAAAGCUUCUCCAUCAAAGGGAUUAUUUUUCCCUGUGCAAAAUGAUCUCACUCCAUCCGGUUUUGCUAAUGCUGACUGGGCAUGCUGCAUUGAUACUCGACGUUCUGUCUCUGGCUUGAGUGUCUUCUUAGGUUCUUCUCUUGUCUCAUGGAAGACUAAGAAGCAAACAACCGUUUCUAGAUCAUCCUCCGAAGCAGAAUACCGAGCUUUAGCCAAUUUGGCUUGUGAACUUCAAUGGAUCUCGUUCCUUCUUCGUGACUUACAGCUUCCGCUUACCAAGUCCAUCCCUGUGUUUUGUGACAGCCAGUCAGCUAUCUACCUUGCCCAUAAUCCCACAUUCCAUGAAAGAACUUUACUGCAUUCUAUGAAGGAGUGCAAAUGGGAUGAUGGAAAGAAGAUGAUCCAACCUCCCAUGUUUGUUGUUCCGACUGGAAGAAAGAAGCCAUCAGCAAACCAAAGAUGGGAAAUCAGCAAUGUUCUUGAUGAGUUUAUUUUCGAUAUUACAAUUAUUGCAACAGACAGUUCAAACAAUGCGCGUCUUAGGUCCUUACACAGAAGCACUUAUUGA